Molecule: messenger RNA, 1752 nt
Organism: Heterobasidion irregulare TC 32-1
Lineage: Eukaryota; Fungi; Basidiomycota; Agaricomycetes; Russulales; Bondarzewiaceae
Exons: 3
Coding region: 1-1752 (583 amino acids)
Source: RefSeq, a predicted model, not a curated record
AUGGCUGUCUCAACUCGUGCAGAGACCAUCACAACCGACAAGUUCACCCAAUUCACCAAUUCGACGAACAACGACUCGGAACCGGUCGCAGGUCCAUCGAGCGUUUCUCAGGCGCCAGCAUCUUCUGGGAUACAGACACGACAGAAGCGCAUAUUACCUUCGCGGUCAAGAAGGGGUGGGCCAGGUGUCGGAUCCUGCGACGCUGACCUGAUGAUUCUGGACACGCUGAAGCGCAAACAGGAGAAUGAGCCAUUGGUUCCGGCAGAGACAAGGCUGUUGCUUACGACCAACUCAGCCUUGAUUCCCUCGGACUCCUCGAAUGAUUUAUUUCAGCUGCAAUUGAACACCUCCGCCUACCAGCGAUACUUUGAUAAACCCGAGGUCAUAAAGGCGUACAGGGAUCAACAAAAGAUUGAAACGCCCGAAUUUUCGAUGCUAGCAGAGCAUGCUACUGUGGGUGGUCGAUUUAGGCCGAGGAGCUCAGAAGACGAGGACGCGGAUACAUCGGACGUAGCGUAUGAGAAGCGACAUCGCAAGUACGAAACGUUUGAAAAGCGACAGCGACUACGCGAGAAGGAGAAGCUGCAGCAUGAGCACUACAAACUCAAGGAGCGAAUAGAUCAGUUGCGCUCAAUGGACAUCCAUGCCUUUCUUGGCCUGCCUGCAUCCUCCUUCUCUAGAGGGUUCGCGUCGAAUGGCCCUCCUCAGGACGAACCUGUCCCGUUCGACCCAACAGGGGCACAUGCGCACAACCUUGCCACAUUGCACGAAGGAGAACAGAGGAAGGUGGCGAUGCUGGAUGCAGCUGCAUCGUUAGAAGAACGAUACCGGACGCUCCUCAAUCUCGGCACUGACCGACGAAAGACCGAGUCACGGGCUCCAAGCAUCAAUACUUCUAUGGAUCCCGACGUUCAUUCCGUUGUUGAGGAGAGUGUUAUCUUAGCAAGCAACGGUGGGGUCGAAGAAUAUGGCGCCGUGCCGCCAGUCAAGACGGAGAAGAUAAAAUUAAAGAUCAAAUGGCCAUUGCGGAGACCUGCCGUCACAUCUGCUUCUUCCAAACCAUCAACUCCGUCUAAGAGGGCAGCUGUGCCCUCCAUUGCUAUUACGAGCGCACCACCUUCCCAACCACUGAAGCAAUCAGAGUCUACUCCACUUGCAUUGGACCCAUCGACCCCUGUCUACGCCGCUUACUCUCCCUCGCCUUCUCAUGGUCUUAGCAUUGAUGCCUCGUCUCAAUCCCCUUUCGUCAAUGCAUCCACCAGUUCUGGCGCUUACCUUGCUCGCAGACAGCCACGCAAACGUGCGCCAGAUGGAACAUUUCUUAAGAAAGAUGCUGACCUUACCUCCUGGUCGAAAGAACAGUCCGUGCGCCCACGGAAGCGCUUUCGGAUCUCCUUCAACACGGAUGAUUCACCAGUUGAUGCUGACGACUCUUUUAAUGCCGUUGAAUCGCCGUCGUCUCCUACAACUCACCGAAGACGAGAACAGUCCGCCCUCAUCCUGUCGGCAAUGCGCACUGCGAGUGCUCCCAAUGCGCGGCAUACUCAGCGCCAUGUCACAGCGUUCGGAGUGAAACUCCCACCCAACCUUGAAACCGUUCGAGAAUUCAAGAUUCCUGAUUGGGCGCUGCCAGAGUCCAUGAGGUCAUUUUCGGACGAGGGACAAGAUGAGGAGUCGACAACAUACUCGCGGUCGGAUAUUGCAGUGGAAGACAUUCUGUCAAUCGCGGAAGCUGAAGCUGAAGUGUCGUAG